Messenger RNA from Trematosphaeria pertusa, 930 nucleotides. RefSeq lists its product as uncharacterized. The record is from RefSeq and is a predicted model, not a curated record. Gene Ontology annotation, biological process: protein phosphorylation. The transcript has a single exon. Gene Ontology annotation, molecular function: ATP binding; protein kinase activity. The coding region runs from base 1 to 930 and encodes 309 amino acids. Lineage: Eukaryota; Fungi; Ascomycota; Dothideomycetes; Pleosporales; Trematosphaeriaceae.
AUGGCAACCGACGUCAAGCCUACAGUCCCAAUGUCCGCUUUUGAGAAGUACUUGCCCCUCAAGAUCAUCGGCAAAGGCGACGAUGGCAUUAUUCUCUUAGCUAUCGAAAGGAAAGGCGCCGUACCAGCCCGCACAACCGUCAAGAUCGAAAACUCAGCGCCCGCGCUCCGCGCUCAGCUUGUCGCCCUCAAAGUCGUCGAUCCUGAAAAGCGAGGUAUUGUCACUUCCCGCUUCCUCGACCAGCUCAAGUCCGCUCAGAACGAUCCCGAAUACCCUCUCGCUUCAUUUCUUGACAAUGAUCCCGGCCUUGCAUGGUACACCAUGAGCUAUGUCUCCGGCCUCAGCGUUCAGCAGCUUCUCGUCACAUCUGGCCUAUUGCCUCCGUUCCUCCUGUUCCACGUCUUUGUCCAACUUUGUCAAGCGCAAUUCCACCUCAAGACCAGAGGUCUCUGCCAUAUCGAUCUCAAGCAGGGCGGAAACGUUAUCUUGCGGCCGGGAGAGGAUGAGGGCGGGCUCCCGGAUGUGAUACUCGUCGAUUUCGGAGGCGUCAAGAGCUAUAAUGCAUCCAGAGAUUGGAAGAUCUGCGAGCAUGUGCUGUUCUUCGUGAGUCGAGCUGCUGGGGGACAGCGGAGGGUGGAUGGUGGGGGGAGAGCGGUUGCGAGUGAGACGGAUGUGGGGCAGGCUGACCAGUUUCUGGAGUAUGUGCAUGCAUAUGUGGAGAGCGGUGUGGAGGAGCGUUGGACCUGGAGCUUGGAGGUCGUAUGGGAGAAAUGGGGCGGUAUUGCGAAGCACCUGGGGGAAGCGUUCCGCGAUGAUCGGGUAGUGAGGGAGCUGGAGACAGUGCUGCGUGAACCCGUUAUUGGCAAUGGAGAGCUGCAGGAGUGCAUCGGUAGAGGAGGAUUAGAGUUAGAACUGUCUCUUUUCGAGUAG